AUAUGAACCAUCAGCUUAGUCAGCAUAAAGCAAAACAAUCGGGUAGGGGAGAAACACUUCCCUAAUAAAUGACGUUUUCAUAGCAAAGGGAUCACUUAAACUUUAAUUGUAGGUCGUUAUACAACAGAUAUUCACUAUGAUUAAGUUAUUUUCUAUGAAGAAUCAGAAAAAGGAUGGUAGUGAUGUGGCUAAACAAGGAACACAGAAACGAGCUUCAGCGGCCCAGCUAAGAAUCACUAAAGACAUCAAUGAGCUGACAUUGCCGAAGACCUGUGACACAGAAUUCCCAGAUCCUGAUGAUCUUCUGAACUUCAAAUUAGUUAUUUGUCCAGAUGAGGGCUUUUAUCGAGGAGGCCGCUUUGUCUUCAGCUUCAAAGUCGGUCCAAACUACCCACAUGAGCCACCCAAAGUAAAAUGUGAAACAAUGGUGUACCAUCCCAACAUUGACCUGGAGGGGAACGUUUGCCUUAACAUUCUACGAGAGGACUGGAAACCGGUCCUUACCAUCAACUCUAUAGUCUAUGGGCUUCAGUAUCUCUUCCUCGAACCUAAUCCCGAGGAUCCAUUGAACAAGGAGGCAGCUGAAGUGCUACAGAAUAACCGACGGUUAUUUGAGCAAAAUGUGGUUAAGAGUAUGAAAGGUGGCUACAUUGGCAAUGUUUACUUUGACCGCUGCCUCAAAUGAUUCCAUACAAGUGGCUCCAGAGCUCUCAUCAUCUAAAUGGGUGUCCGGAGUGUGUUUAGCUUGGAGUUGAAUCAAGUUCGUGGCUUUUUUUAUACAUUACUUAGUAAUCAGCUUGCGGAGGAUGCUUCCUGUAUUUUUUUUCACAAUAAUAUUUAUUUCUUAAUCAUAUUAAAUUUGGUCAUAUAAAACUACUGAAAGGCUCAAAUAAACUGUACAUUGAUAUUCAGUCCAUUACUUUAUCUUCAUGUCAUUACCAUAUCAUUUUACUGUGUAUCUUUUUCAAUAUGCUUUAACUUAUCUCAUUGACCUUAAGUUGCCAUGAGAAGGUUGCUUGUGAUUCUCCUCCCAAGGGUACGUGCGGCUAAGGUCUGUGAGACCUGAUCUUUCCUUGUCGUGUUUGUCUUUUGUCUGUUUUCCUUAGAACCACGAAGAGCUUCAUCAGUGUUGAUAUGCUAUGUGACCAGUCUUAGUCACAGCCAGGAGUCUUCUCUCCCUCCAAGUCUAUUCCACUGCUGACAGCACAUACUAGCAAUAUUUGGGAUUAAAGGUGAUCUCAUGUGGCCUAGUAAAAAUAGCAAUUUGCUAAGUGGUCAAGUAACAUAUCAAUGGUAUCAAUGCAGAUCAUAUCCUCCAUUAGAUCAAUUUCACUGCUACGCAAUGAUAUGAGAGUUGUCAGCUAUUUUUAUCUGCAUAUUAUUAAUUUUAUUUUCUUCUUAUCAACCCAAAAUAUGGGCUUCAGGAUGUUAAAUUAUCCAGUUUCGUCCAGUAUUAAACGGUGGUUAAUUUGUUGCUUACCAUAUAUUGGAGUGCUAUUUAUUGAUAUAUGGCUUAUGUUUGGGGAUGUGACCAACAGGUGAAAGCAUAAUAAUUGGAUCACCGGGUGAUCUUAUUAGCACGAGCAGUCGCAGAAACUUGACAUUUAUGGCAGCAGAUGAUGUUAACUGCAAAUUAACAAGUGCUGUUCAAUAUCACAGGAUUUGUUGAUAGAUUUAACAAUUCUAUUAGGAUCUGAUACAGGUAAUGGCUUGACUUAAAGACUAGCAAUAACACUGACCAAACACUGUUGUUCGUGGUUGUGGGACAUUAGCUUGACAAGAGUUUAGAAACAUGAAAAAAUGUCUUGUAAGAUGAGGAUGUCGACAUUUUACAUGGGUUUCUUACGGCCACCAUACUUAUACCCUGUUAUCCAGCAUCUAGUUAACCUGUUUUGCUUUUUUAAAAUACUCAGCCAGUCUAUUACACAGCAUCCUUUAUACAGAAGGUUCUCAUAGAUCAUGAAAACCAGAUUAAUGUUUAGAUUCUUUUUCAUUACACUGUAGUACAUAACACACCCAAGGAACACACACAGACAAAUUUUUAGUCAUGAUGGAAGAGAUUAAAAUGAAAUGGUUCUCAGUAUUGAAAUAUGAGAUUUACUGGAUUGUAGACAAAUACAAUCAGAACUUGAACAUCAGAUUUUGUGGUGAAAGACUUUUAUGUAAAACAAAGAACAGAUUUUAUUCUCAAAUAAGAUAUUCUCCUGAACCAGAACUUUUAAGAAAACAAGGACUUUUAUGAAACCAACAAUGGGCAGAUUUUGUUCAGAUUAGAGAUUCUGCUGACCUACCUCCUGGGCAACAAGGCCUUUUUGAAACCAACAUUUGAAGAGGCGGGUAGUGGUGUUGAGGACGGUAUGAGUGACGGCAAGAGACAACCAGUAGCCAUGAUGUAAUGUUGCAGGGACAUUUAUGAGAUUGUUGUCGUCCAAGAAUUUACCCCAUUUACUUUUAAGAUUUAAGAUAUUUUGAUAUAUCUGUAUCACAUGGUUUUGGAUAGUAUUUAUAUAGCAGUUUGAAUGAAACAAAAGAGUAACUGUUGUUUGUUUCAUUUAAUGUUUUUUCCACUCACUAAUGUGGUGUAAUGCACUCUCCUAUGUAUUACAUAAUUUCACAAAUUAUGAAUUUCAGGAGAUGAGGAGGAAGCUACCUAAAAUGAUAUGUUGCUUUUUUAAAUUUAUUUUUUGAAAUGGGGGUUAAUUUGUUUGUAAUACACAAAAUAUAUGACAAACCAUUGUAUAUAAGCUGAAAUGUACAAUGUAUUUAUUUUUCUUUUGGUACAUUGUGCUGUACUGGCUCAUUUUUCUUCCUGCGUCUUGAAUGUUUUCUACCCAUUUUCCUUUUGCCGAAGUAUCGUUAGUUAUUGAACUUAAGAACAUAUUCUUUACCACAGUUGUGACAUCAUGAAAACAUAUACAAACAGAAAUGUGCUUUUGCAAACAAAAUUACUAGAAUAAAAUUCAGCAUUACCUGUG
Molecule: messenger RNA, 2975 nt
Organism: Homarus americanus (American lobster)
Lineage: Eukaryota; Metazoa; Arthropoda; Malacostraca; Decapoda; Nephropidae
Gene: UbcE2M
Product: NEDD8-conjugating enzyme Ubc12-like
Exons: 5
Coding region: 137-685 (182 amino acids)
Source: RefSeq, a predicted model, not a curated record